GCGCUGGCGCUGUGACGUGGCGCUUCCGGCGCGCGGGCGGCGGCGGGACGCGGCGCUGCGCUCCCGAAUUGGCGCGUGGGAAGCGAGAGCAUCGCCCUCCUGCCAGCGGGGACGAGGUAACUACCCCUGAGCCCUCUUCGUGCAGCGGGAGCAGCAGCGGGAUUUAUUUUAAGGCCGAACGUGAGGACGAAGCAGCCCCGGGGGGGUCCCCGCCGCCGCUGCCACAGGGCUGGUUUGUGCCUGACACGGGGGGGGAGUGGGGGGCUGCGUGGAGCGUGUGUGUGGGGGGGUGUUGAGGCACAAAACAAGCUGCCGGGCUGAGGGGGGGUGGGAAUCCAGCCCGCUCCGGAGAUGGACCCCCCCGCUGCCACCUUCAUCCGAGGGGUGGGGGACGAGGUGACGGUGGUGGCCGGCGUCGUGGUGCUGGUCCUGGCUCUGGUCCUGGCGUGGCUGUCCACCUACGUCGCUGACAGCAGCAACCAGCUUUUGGGAACGAUCGUGGCGGCGGGGGACGCGGCCGUCAUCCGGCUCGGCAACGUGGGGACGGCGGGAGCGGCCGAAGCCCCGGAGCCCCCCGGGGUCCCCGAAAACCCAGAGGAGAAAACAGAAGAGGAAGGGGGAGCAGCAUCGGGGCCGGCGGUGGAGCAGGGGGACAGCAGCGGUCCCCCCGACCCCGCUCUGGAGCGGCUGCUGGACAUCCGGAGCUUGCCCAAAAGGACCUCGGCCACCGAGCCCAGUGCCCUGGGUAGCCAGGGGGGGCCACCCGCCCCGGGGGGGAGCGACCUCUGCUCCGGCUUCAUCAAAAUCCGGCUCAAAUUCCUCAACGACACGGAGGAGGUGGCUGUGGCGCGGCCUGAGGACACGGUGGGGGUGCUCAAGAGCAAAUACUUCCCGGGCCAGGAGAACCAGAUGAAGUUCAUCUACCGGGGGCAGCUGCUGCAGGACCAGGGCCGGACGCUGCGCUCGCUCCGCAUCACGGACAACUGCGUCAUCCACUGCCACCGCUCCCGCGGGGCCGCCGCCACCCUGCCCGACGCCGGCGACGCCGCUGCCGUCCCCCCCGACGCCGGCGGCCUCCCUCCCCUGGACGCGGGGAACUUGAUGGUUCCCACCGUCAUGGUGGUGCUGGCGGUCGUCUGGUAUUUCCGCAUCAACUACCGGCAGCUCUUCACCGCCCCGGCCACCGUCUCUCUGAUCGGUGUCACCGUCCUGUUCAGCUUCCUGAUGUUUGGGCUGUACGGACAGUAGGGACACGAGCGGGAGGUGCCGCGGCCGCUGUCGCGUCCCCGUGGGGCCGCGGCGUUAACGGUGACCGGAGCCAGCACGUCAGGAGCUUGGCGUGGCCUUUCCCAGGCUCCGUGCUGGACUUUAUCCCCCCAAAAGGGGUUUUGCUCCCCGCCCCAGGCACUGUCCUCCUCCCCUCCUGGCCCCGCGCUCCGGAGAGGAGCCGUCUCUGGGGCAGGAUCUGGGCGCAGCGGGGUACGAGCACCGGAACGGGCUGCGGCUUCCUCUCGGGAGACUUUUUUAAAGCAAAUAAAAGGUGUCACGUCA
Molecule: messenger RNA, 1551 nt
Organism: Tyto alba (common barn owl)
Lineage: Eukaryota; Metazoa; Chordata; Aves; Strigiformes; Tytonidae
Gene: TMUB2
Product: transmembrane and ubiquitin like domain containing 2
Exons: 4
Coding region: 352-1248 (298 amino acids)
Molecular function (GO): protein binding
Source: RefSeq, a predicted model, not a curated record